UUCCGGCUCACCUGGCCCGUGCCAUGGAGAAGGCACUCCAAGCCCAGGAGAUCGCGGGAUAAGAUGGAGAACAGGGACAGAGGAUGCCGCCGUUGCUGGAGCUCCGUGAAAAGGAAUCUGUGUCUGAUUGCUACCAUUGGAGCAGUAAUUUUGGGAAUCGUGCUGGGGUUGCUGGUUCGAGAGUAUGCCUCCCUCUCCGAGCUCCAUAAGCACUAUUUUGGCUUCCCUGGGGAAAUCCUGAUGAGGAUGCUCAACAUGGUGGUCCUCCCACUAAUCAUUUCCAGCAUCAUAACAGGGGCGGCGGCCCUGAACCCGGAGGCGUUGGGCGGCAUCGGCCUGCGUGUGACGAUAUGCUACCUGUCAACAACCGCCAUCGCCGUCUGCCUGGGUAUCACCAUGGUGACAGCCAUCAGACCCGGCUUCCCCCGAGACUCUGACAGCCGCAGUGGGAUCGGGCCCAGGCCAGAGGUCGCCGCGGCGACGGACACCAUGUUGGAUUUGCUCAGGAACAUGGUCCCUGAGAACCUGGUGGGAGCCUGCUUUCAGCAGUACAAAACGCGCAGGAAAGAGGCGGACGCACCUGCAGCGGACGUUUCACCCGCACCUGUGCCCGUCUCCAUGGCGACCCUCUCCUGGCAGAACAUCAGCCAGAACUCCUCGACAGAGGGGCAGAACUACCCCACAGAGGGGCAGCAGUACUCGAUAGAGGGGAGGUACUACGAGGGGAUCAACAUCCUGGGCCUGAUCGUGUUUUGCCUGCUGUUCGGGCUCACCGUGGGCAGGAUGGGGGAGCGGGGGCGGGUCCUGGUGGAGUUCUUCGACGCGCUGAACGAGGCCACCAUGAGAAUCGUCCAGAUAAUUAUGUGCUACAUGCCCGUUGGGAUAGUCUUCCUAAUUGCUGUGAGGAUCGUGGAGGUUGAAAACUGGGACAUGGUCCAGAAACUGGGGCUCUUCAUGGUGACCGUGUUGAGCGGGCUGGCCAUCCACGCCUGCCUCGUUCUCCCGCUGCUCUACCUGGCGUUUGUGAGGAGGAACCCCUUCAGGUUCGCCUGGGGGAUGGCUGAAGCUCUGGUGACCGCCCUCAUGACCUCGUCCAGCACGGCCACGCUGCCCGUGACGCUGCGCUGCGCGGAGGAGAGGAACGGGCUGGACCGGCGGGUCACGCGCUUCGUCCUGCCGCUGGGCACCACCGUCAACAUGGACGGGACCGCCCUGUACGAGGCCGUCGCCGCCAUCUUCAUCGCCCAGCUCAGCGGCUACGCCCUGGGGGUGGGGCAGCUCCUCACGCUCAGUAUCACGGCAACGCUGGCCAGUAUUGGGGCAGCUGGAAUCCCCUCUGCGGGGGCAGUUACUACGAUCAUGGUGCUGUCGGCGCUGAACUUACCCCUGGAUGAUGUCACGCUCUUAAUUGCCGUCGAUUGGCUGCUGGACCGCUUCCGCACGGCGGUCAACGUUCUGGGCGACGCCUUCGCGGCUGGAAUCGUCCAGAAGCUGUCGGAGCGGGAGCUGGGGGGGGCGGGGACGCUACGCAAGCUGGACGCCGCGAGCCUCUGCGCCCUCGACGCGCCCCCGGGCACGGCCGACGCCGAGGAGGACGCCUACGCCAACGACGGCUUCGCCCGCGGCAACGACGGCUUCGCCCGCGGCAACGACGGCUUCGCCCGCGGCAACGGCAUCGACGGCUUCGCCCGCGGCAACGACGGCAUCGCCAAUGACGGCUUCACCCCUGAUCAGGCGGACGCAGAUUUGAACAGCUCUCAGUGCUAG
This is a messenger RNA of Anguilla anguilla (European eel), 1767 nucleotides long. Its product is annotated as excitatory amino acid transporter 3-like. Lineage: Eukaryota; Metazoa; Chordata; Actinopteri; Anguilliformes; Anguillidae. The record is from RefSeq and is a predicted model, not a curated record. Gene Ontology annotation, cellular component: plasma membrane. Gene Ontology annotation, biological process: L-glutamate transmembrane transport. The coding region runs from base 64 to 1767 and encodes 567 amino acids. The transcript is spliced from 12 exons. Gene Ontology annotation, molecular function: L-cysteine transmembrane transporter activity; glutamate:sodium symporter activity; L-glutamate transmembrane transporter activity.